GUGUAGACAGCUAUCUGUGCUGCGGUGGAAGAGGGGCUGGGAGACACACAUCUAGAGAGAUGGCGCGGCACCCGACCGGAGCGCAAGGACAGCUGGUUGGCGGUGGGGGGGCUUGAAUCAUAAAGAGAAUUAGAAAAUUGAAAAAAUAAAAAACAAACAAAAACAACAAAAAGGAAUUCGGAAAAAGGAGUUUCCAUGCAAGACAGCGUCAGAGGAAGGAGGGAGAACUAAUAGGUGAAUAUCAGGACAGAGAGGAGGCAAUAAUAGCAAAGGAGGCUGCUGCAAGAAGAAAAAAGCAACAAAAGAAAUUUGAACUUUACUGGACGUGAGGACUUCUGGACACCAGCUAACUGCGGUAGGUCAGAUAGAUGGUUCGUCCACAGCGCUGCCCGGAUCAUGAACGCACAGCUGUCGAUGGAGAAUAUUGGCGACCUGCACGGAGUGAGCCAUGAGUCCGUGGCCGGUCACGGAGAGCUGCUGAGUGGCCACAGUCCACAUUCCCGUCCGAGCCCUCGGGGUCUGAGCCACCGCGCUAUGGGCAUGGCGACCCUGCUGGAAAGCGGAGACUAUCACCCCAGCCACCCCGGACACCUGCAUCCAGCCAUCAGCAUGUGUGAAGCCCCCCCUGGCAUGAGUGCGAGCAGCACUUACACCACCCUAACCCCCCUGCAGCCCUUACCCCCCAUCUCCACCGUGUCCGACAAGUUUCCUCCCCAUCAUCACCACCACCACCACCACCACCACCAUCCCCAUCAUCCUCACCCUCAUCCCCACCAGAGGAUCCCUGGAAAUGUCACCGGCAGUUUCACGUUGAUGCGAGAGGACCGGAGUCUAGCGCCUAUGAACAGUCUGUAUCCCGCAUAUCAUCACAAGGAUCCCUGCAUGGGCCAAAGCCUCUCCCCGUUGUCUGGUUCCGGUCUGGCCAGCAUACACACGACCCAGGCCGGCAUCCCUCCCUACGCUCAUCCUGGUGCCGCCAUGCCUGGUGAGAAGAUGCUCACCCCCAGCGGGUUUGAGGCUCACCACCCGGCCAUGCUCGGCAGACACACGGAGCAGCACAUGAGCUCCUCAGCGGGCAUGGUACAAAUCAACGGCCUCCAUCACCACCCGCACGCCCACCUUAGCUCGCAGGGGCACGGCCAGGGGCUGGGGAACAGCCGGGAGCAGGCCUCCGGGCCCGGGCAGCAAGGGGGCGGCGGUGGAGGGGGUGGUGUUUCUGGGGGCCAGAUGGAGGAGGUUAAUACCAAAGAGGUGGCGCAAAGAAUCACCACGGAGCUGAAGCGCUACAGCAUCCCUCAGGCCAUCUUUGCCCAGCGGGUCCUGUGCAGGUCCCAGGGGACCCUGUCCGACCUGCUGAGAAACCCCAAACCCUGGUCCAAGCUCAAGUCCGGUAGAGAGACCUUCCGCCGCAUGUGGAAAUGGCUGCAGGAGCCUGAGUUCCAACGCAUGAGUGCGCUCAGGCUCGCAGGUGAGCGAAGCCUCGCAUGUAAGCGUAAGGAACAGGACCACGGCAGAAGCGAGCGGGGGAACAUGACCAAGAAGCCCCGGCUGGUGUUCACAGAUGUGCAGCGUCGGACACUCCACGCCAUCUUCAAGGAGAACAAGCGUCCAUCCAAAGAGCUCCAGAUCACCAUCGCCCAGCAGCUGGGCCUCGAGCUGGCCACGGUCAGCAACUUCUUUAUGAACGCACGCCGCCGGAGCCUAGAUAAGUGGGUGGACGACGGCUCCGGUCACUCAGUCAACUCUGGCCCAAACGCCUGCACCAAAGCCUGAAGACGGACUGAUUUGACCAACUCAUGGACUGACUCAACCUCGGUGGAAAAGCUUUAAAACUUAGGAGAAACAAAGAGAAACUUAAAAAGACCUUGAAGCAACAUUUUGCCCUUAAACCUGUACUAUAUUGAUAUUUAUAGUAUCCAAAGAUGAAAAAACAAACCAAAGACUUCUUGUUUGACCUGCUUUGAAAUGUUUGUUUCAGCAACACGUUUAUGUGUAACAUACUGCAAAAAGACUAUAGUUUUACCCCCCUCUCACACACACACUCACUAUCACUGGUCUAUAGCUUUACUACACACCACAUCCCCCACCCAGUAUCAAUCUAUCAUUCGCCAUCCUUAUCUUUAAUCUGAUUGGUUGGUUUUAAUGAUGGGUCCUUAAAUGGAGGUUUAAUCAGCCUACUCGCAGUCUGAUCAGCAGCUGUCCACACCCUUGAAAAACAGCCCGAAUGUGGAGCUCCAGUGGGAUUGGCCAAUCAACUUUGAAGACAAAAAAAAAAUCCUACAGGGGCGACUGGAUUGUUGUGCAGCCUUGUUUGGAUCGGUGGACUGUCUGUCUGUCUAUCUGUCUGUCUGUCCUGCCGUCUGUCGUUCUAUCAAGCAUUCCAGACAGACAGGUAUAUGCCCAUGCGUGGACUGCUAACCCUAAACCAAACCAAAAAAGAACCCCUAACCUCAACCCACAUGGUAGUGCUUUCUUCCAACAUGCUGAAGCGUUGAAUAAUUGAAACAAGAAAAAACCAAAGCCUUCUACACCCUGAGGCCUCUCAUGCAGCUUAGAAACACAAACCACUUGCUAUGAAGUAAUUAGACCAAAGAGUAUGUUUUGUAGUUGAUCAUCUAUUUUUUUACCUCAUUUGCUCCCUUACCUCCUGAGACAGACUGUUAAAGAAGAGCAUGUUACUGCUUAUGGUUCAUACAACAUUUUGAGUCAUACUUAAAUUUAUGCUCCCUGCAAACGGAAAGAUUAUAUAUAGGGCACAACCCUGAAAAUUAGCUAGUGACAUUUGCCUUAUAGAUGCCUUCUUGAAUCAAACUAAAUAUUCCAGUGAGAUCUCCCCAAACAAUCCACUGAAUGUUCCUUUAAAUGCUUAAUGUGAAGAUUCAUUAUUAUAGAGACAUCCUUUCAGUCUGCAGAUUCAGCGCAAGUUGAUGUGAGCAGCUGGCAAACAAAGACUAAAUCAUUCAUAGUGUUUCUUCUGCAAAGGUGAAAACAGAAGAUGCUGGUUCUGAUGCUCUAUGUGUUCUUGACACUGUGAGGGAGACAGACGGCCUCUGAUGUUUUUGUUUUUUUUAGGACAAACUGUGUCACCCCUCUAAUAAUAAGCUCUCAGCAUCACUCCAUUGGCCCCGUGUGCUUCAUACGUAUUUGAUUGUAUCUCCUCAUCAAAUCUUGGGUGGAGGGGAUGAUAUCAAUGAUCGAAUCACUUUCAGGCGCUUACACAGCAAUGUCAGCUUGUCACCCGAAUACGAAAGCACCCCACCCUGCCAGUUGCCAAUCCCCACCCCUUACCACCCCACCCCCACCCAUCCUUCUUCCGCUCUCCUGGUAAGCCAUGCAUUUCAGCACUAGGAGGAAAGCACUACACAGGGCUGGCGCAGGGCAGCAUAUCAUUAAAUAUAUUGAGCUGGACCCUUGCCGUCAUCCUCCUCAUGGCCAGGGUUAGCAGCUCUACAUUCAUCAGUACAAGCGCUGAAGGAGAGGCGAGAGAGAGCUGCUUCUUCAUCUCUGAAAGAAAAAACCAAAAAGACGACAAGAAACACAAAUGUGUCGAGACCUGCUGAUGUUUUAUAGUGUGAACCAAAGAUGCUACCUCACUCAAGUUCCAUACGUGAUUUCUAUCACUUUGAUGAUACCAAAGAUAACCAAAGAUUUUUUCUCAUUGCACGGCCUCUAUGAGUGGUGUUAAAAGAUGCUGUAUGUCUCCCCCUCCCCCAUCUCCUAUCUCACUCUUUCUCUUCCACUCAUCUCUCCUUUCUCCCCCUCCCACCUGCACUCAGCCCAUGCACCCCUGCUAUGCGUGCUCUUGCUUCAUCUGUGCUCUGAUUACAGCUCCAUAAUAGUCAUGCUGAUGUAGCUAUAGGCAGAUUUGCUGAUCUAGCCAUAGAUACACACAAGCGGCCACGCGGGUGCCUGCGGGGUACAACGCCCUCGCUAGCAAUAUGAUCAGUCUGUCUCCGUGCUUGUUAGCAGUACCAAAGGAUUCAUUUCUACCACUUUAUUGGCAGAUAAAAUGGAUUAAAAAGAAAAAGCUGACAUUGCGGCAAUAUGUAUAAAAAAAGAUUUAGUUGAUUAAAAAAUAAUCUAUGUAAAUUUGAUGGCGUACCCCGGCGGAGUGUCUUUUUUUACAGCAUUAUUUCUACUUGGCCCUGCCUCUUAGUGUGUACCUAUAGGUUGAUAAUAUUGAUCCACCAAAUAGGUCAGACAUCUUUAAAUGACAAUAGGCAGACAAGCUGACAUAGCCUUGGGCAGAAUUGUUGACUCAACUAUAGGCAGAUAUGUUCCUGAAAGUAGAAGCAGACGUGUUGCAAUCUUUCUAAAAACUCCCAGGACGAGUGCCUUGCUUGAACCAAAGUGUUAAACCGCUGUUGACCUCUCACCUUUGACUCUGUGAAUACCUCAGCCUGUAGAAGGGCCACAACUGAAGAAACAAGGAAAAGGGUUUUUUUUGUUGUUUUUUAAAAUCACACCGUGGUGCUUUCGCCAGCGCAACCAUGCAAUGAAAACAUACCAAAGGAAUUUAUGUUGUCCACUUCUACAGAUUAAACCAAAGGUCUUUGUUUCUCCUCUCCCCUGCCCCCUUUCACCCCUCCAUCCCUCCUUUCCCCAACCUUCCAUGUCUCUCUACUGUGGGUAGGAAGGUCCAGCACUCUGGCCGUGCAUGUCUUUACUAAUGUCUCUGAAUACCUCAUAGUAAUAAUUCCUUUGAGUUCUGCAUUGAGACGUCUAUCUGUGAGUAAGGCAGAACUCCACUCGCGUGGUAACUGUUAUUGUUACUUCAAAAAGCUGUAUGAUUAUCUAUUUUAAAGUUGUUGUUUUUUUGGAAGAAGUGCUCUGUUUCAAGUCACAAAAGGACAAGUUUCAGGGUUGAUGUAUGAAACUUAAGAGAUGGAGGGAGAAGCGUAUUUUUUAUCAGACAUUGGGUUAUGCCAAUAUUAUGAUGGUAGACUAUUGCUUUUACAGGGUAAAACCAACUGCUGUGAUAUUGUGUUCAUAUUUUCCCUUUUCUCUACUGCUGUGUUGUGACUUUAAUUUAAUUUGCAUUUUUGUAAUGGUUAACCACUGCUUUAAUUUAUGCAUUUGUAGAAACUCUAGAUUUGUAUAUAGUAGGUUUUUGAAAAAAAACAAACAAAAAAGACAGUUUUAUGUUACAGCCUUAUUUCCCACGCUUAGAUAUAAACAAAGGAGUAGUUUGUAUUCUUCUUCAGCUAAAUCCUAGCCGGCAUUUCAAUGUGUGUUUUAAACACUGCCAGAAACCCAGACAGUUGAUUUGCCAACACAGACAAAGUUAUACAGGAGCUACUUUGUUGAACAACUGGCAAAAAGCAGUGUGUAUGUGUGUGUGUGUUUUUUCUAUUCUUUUGACUUUUUAAAACAGUUAUUUUAUGGGUAUUACUGCACAUCCAAAGAUUUUUAAAACAAACCAAAAAAUUGGAAAAAAAAUAUGUAUAACGUUGAAAAGCACUGGCAUUUGUGAGGUAGACUUGUUGAGUUUUGAUUUGCCAUUCGCACGGGUAUAGAAUGUAGAAGGCGUAGGGCUCUGUAGACAAGCUUACUCUACCAUGUGGGGAAUCUCCUGUUCAAUGUACAAUCUGAAGCAUUUGAAACAAGGACUGCAAGUCCUGCUCACUUUGCUGUCUCAUGCACAGAGUGAGGUGGAGUAUAGGCUGGGCAGCCGGUCUGCCAGGGGCUGUGCCACGGAGCUGGGUCUGUUUUUAAUUGCCGUGGCACUGCCGCCUCGCUCCAUCUAGUAUCUGUUCUUUUGGUACGUACUCGUGUAAUGACUAUGAGCAAAGUCUAAUAAAACUGCAAAGAACCUUACCAGUGUGUAAGUGUGUGUGGAGACAGUCACCUGGAUUGCUCAUUCCUUUUUCUGUGUGGUUAAGUGCAAGUGUGUGUAUGUGUGUGUGUAACUCAAAUGUCAAGUACUGCUGAGGUAUGCCAGUUCGUGUGUGUGUGUGUGUGUGUGUGUGCUCGUUUACGUAUAUUUCUUUACUGUGUGUUCAUCCAUCCAUAAAAUCUGUAUGUACUGCUGGUGUGCCUGCAUGUGUGUGCGGCUGAUUGGUGCAUGUCACAACAGUAAGUUUAAGACUCCCUCUGGCUGUCAGAGCCCUUACUGUUAGUACUGCUUCACCUCUGUCAUGCACAUGGCACAGUAUCUCCAAGGACUGAAGGUCAUCACUAAAAUGUCCAUGACAGAUCACAUCAGCAUGUUAUGCAGUCUUUGUGUCACAGAAUGGAGAAUGUAAAUGUUUUCACGUUUUCUAUUAUUUAUUUUGUCAGUAAGGAGUUCCCAUGUGAUGGGUAGCUUGGCUACAAGUCUCAUAACAAUACUGCAUCGCCUAAGACAAUCACCUGGAUCUCUUACGCUGGGGAAUGAGUUUCUUACCCGGACAGGGGUGUCCUCCAGCUAUUCAUAUACAAAGAUGCUUGAAGGGUUUUGAUAAACAAGCAUAUUUGUUGUCAUGGACAUUUAGGAAUACAUUACAGUAGUAGUUCAUCUUGCACUUCAAAAUGAAAUCUCAUUGCUCUCGCUCGUCCGCCUUGUGCUUUUGUUAAACUUGAUCUUUUUCUUUUGACUUCCUCUUCAACUCACAAUGCUUCUUCAGUUUUUGUGUGUGUGUGUGUGUGUGUGUGUGUGUGUGUGUGUGUGUGUGUGUGUGUGUGAGCCCGAGUAUGCCUGAGAGGCACCACUGUUGGUGUUACUCUCAGAUGUAUUACUCCAUGUCUCAUGACUUGAUUUGUCAUUGCUGUUUCCCAGGCUUUGCUACUGCUUUCUCAGUGCCGUGCAAUAUCAUCUGUUGUGAUUGCUAAGCAAAUUUUAAAAAGAAGGAAAGAAAAUUGAGAAGCAAGUGAUGAUGUCAUCCAGCUUUUUUCAGUGUUCAAAUGUUUCAACAUUUCUGUAGUCGCAAAAGUAGAAAAUAAACGGUUGGUAUUUCCAACUUCUGAA
Micropterus salmoides (largemouth bass) is the source of this 6946-nucleotide messenger RNA. It is a transcript of the gene onecut1, whose product is annotated as one cut homeobox 1. Gene Ontology annotation, molecular function: DNA-binding transcription factor activity, RNA polymerase II-specific; RNA polymerase II cis-regulatory region sequence-specific DNA binding. NCBI's taxonomy places the organism in Eukaryota, Metazoa, Chordata, Actinopteri, Centrarchiformes, Centrarchidae. Gene Ontology annotation, cellular component: nucleus. Gene Ontology annotation, biological process: regulation of transcription by RNA polymerase II. The record is from RefSeq and is a predicted model, not a curated record. Bases 397 to 1773 code for a protein of 458 amino acids. The transcript is spliced from 2 exons.